Messenger RNA from Frankliniella occidentalis (western flower thrips), 1793 nucleotides. RefSeq names its product ubiquitin-conjugating enzyme E2-17 kDa (gene eff). Gene Ontology annotation, biological process: ubiquitin-dependent protein catabolic process; protein polyubiquitination. NCBI's taxonomy places the organism in Eukaryota, Metazoa, Arthropoda, Insecta, Thysanoptera, Thripidae. Gene Ontology annotation, molecular function: ubiquitin conjugating enzyme activity. Gene Ontology annotation, cellular component: nucleus. The record is from RefSeq and is a predicted model, not a curated record. Bases 328 to 771 code for a protein of 147 amino acids. The transcript is spliced from 2 exons.
ACUUUUUCCUUUCGAUUUGCAGCCAUCUUGUCUAGGGGCCUGUGUAUCUCUAGGCGUCUCGCAGUCACUAACUUUGAGUCCGAUACGGGUUAUUUUAUUCAGCCGUGCAGAGAUAUUCAGGAGUGCAUGGAUUUGAAGGUGAGCCGCCCCCAGCGAACGAUUUGUCUAUGAAUUCGCAUGGAUACCUGAACACUUUUUGAUAUGUUUUUGAACAGUACGGUGCAAGUGUGUUUUUCGUAGCAACUCUGCAGAGAAGCUGAACUGUAGGCUAAGAGCCUUCUGCAACUUUUUUCAACUAGAUACUAUCUAAGAUAGUUAUAUAUUAUAAUGGCAUUGAAACGGAUCAACAAAGAAUUGAUGGACUUGGGUAGGGAUCCACCCGCGCAGUGUUCUGCGGGCCCUGUUGGUGAUGACUUGUUCCAUUGGCAAGCAACAAUCAUGGGACCGCCAGACAGCCCAUACCAAGGAGGAGUUUUCUUCUUAACAAUUCACUUUCCUACGGAUUAUCCUUUUAAGCCCCCGAAAGUGGCAUUCACGACACGCAUAUACCAUCCAAACAUCAACAGCAAUGGAAGUAUUUGUUUGGAUAUUUUGAGGUCGCAGUGGUCACCGGCUCUCACCAUCUCCAAAGUUCUUUUGUCCAUCUGCUCGCUUCUCUGCGAUCCAAACCCAGAUGAUCCCCUGGUGCCAGAAAUUGCAAGGAUCUACAAGACUGACCGAGAAAAAUACAACGAACUAGCAAAAGAAUGGACCCGCAAGUAUGCCAUGUGAUCAAGUGGAUGAUAAUGGGGUUCCACAAAUUUUUGAUCCAGCUACGAUUCUUUGAAGACUUCACCUGAUGUCGACCUGUAUCAUGUAGAACUUAUUGAAAUUUUUAAACCUUUUGGAGACAGUUUUUUAUCAUAAAAUUUACUUUAUAUGGAAUGUAUCUUCAUAAACCUGUCACAGAAAGUAUCUGCUUCUGACGAGGUGAACUUCGAGAAUCUGAGCCAAGCUCGUCAGGUUGGCAAUCUCUAAGCCAAGCAUAUAUUAAUUUGUGAUGCAAUCUUUCUUGUAAUGUAAAUUUAAUCCAACCAAUGUUUGAACAAUUUAUAAGUCCCCGUUUGAUUCAGGCUGUGUGAGUCACUACACUCUCUUGUACUGUGGUAAAUCAACAGCAUUUCAAUUGUUCUUGGAAGUUUUGUGCUUGGCCAAUCUCAGUGGUGGAGUCCUGGGGUACCCAGUAACUACCAUAACUGCAGCACCAUCUGACGUCGUGUACCUGUGUACUGUUGCUGCCCAGUGCUGCUGUUUGUAUUGCUUUAUUGCGUAGAGCUUAUGAACCAAAUCUGUUCCCACCUCAGUCUUUGAGAUGAUGAAUUGGGAGUAAGGCAGUGUAUUAUCUCUAUGUGAUUUAGCUGGCAUGGGGGGGGAGGGGGGUAUGUGUCAAGCCUUUCAGCUCGGCCUAUGGUGAAAAAAGUGAAAAUAGUUCAUAUCAUGGGUCUGAUGUUUUAAAUCCUGUAAGUCAAGCACUGGUCUACGCUCAAUCUUGCUCUCAGUACCUUGAAAUUUAAAUUGCACUUAACGUGCAGUCGUCUGCUGUCUAUUGGUUUUAUUUAUUCAUUAUUUUGUUUUAUUUUUUAUUUUAUCUUUUGUGGACUGGGAGUAUUGCUAUCUUUGGCAUGGGAAGUCGGUUGGCUGUUUCCAAUUGCGGUUGUCUGGAUGGCUCCAAUUCGUCCGCUACUGUCCUAGGAAAUACACUUUGUGUAAAAAAAAAGUAAAAUAUUGAAAAUAAAAAUAUUUUAAAAAUCGAA